Molecule: messenger RNA, 6923 nt
Organism: Silurus meridionalis
Lineage: Eukaryota; Metazoa; Chordata; Actinopteri; Siluriformes; Siluridae
Product: synapse differentiation-inducing gene protein 1
Exons: 5
Coding region: 564-1415 (283 amino acids)
Biological process (GO): synaptic vesicle clustering; positive regulation of synapse assembly
Cellular component (GO): excitatory synapse; intracellular membrane-bounded organelle; synaptic vesicle membrane
Source: RefSeq, a predicted model, not a curated record
UAAAUAAAUAACUAAAUAAGCACGCGCGUGUGUUACCAUGCAAGGUCCUCUACACCAGGAAAGGCGCGUCCACUCCAUCUGUCUUAUUUUUCCCGAUCAUUUCACAAAUAUUAUUUCUCUCGGAAUGGAGGUUAGUGCUUAACCUUGUCUAGAAUUGUGCAUGCAUACCGGUGGGACGGAGAGAAGGCACGAGAAUCCGCGUGUGUUUUGAACGUCGAAUGGCACGCGCUCGGCUCGGAAGGUAAGCCCUGGCUUUUACCAGUCAGAUCACGAACUUGUACAGCAAAUGAAUGAUUGCACCAAGAUGCCGCCUCCAGGAUGCACAACAGCCGAGGGAAGCCAGACUUGCACCCAGAGGGAUAAACAGAACAAAUCCUCCAGACUGCCAGACAGCACCAUUUAUUCUAAGAGUUUAUAGCGUUACUAAACAGAACAGUGAUCGUAAUCACGUAGGAGAGAACAGGGCAAUGCUUCCAUCUUAUGUUUUCUCUCACGGAUCACUCAUGAGGCAAACUAGUGCCUGGAAAGUGGCUGUCAUCAGAAUCAGCGCUCACUAGGACAGAAUGGAAACAGGGCUCAGAACUGCCCCCAGAGCACAAGAGGCAAAAGAUCCUCCUGCUCAGAGGAAGUUAUCAACAUCAAUUGGUGGUGACCCUGGGCCAGAGUGCUGCAAAUGCAACGGUCUAAUCAACACCAGAAACGUAAUGGUGGACACCAAGGGAGGACGGGUGUCAGUGUACUCAGCCCCACAGUAUCAGAGCCAUGCAGGCGUCAAUUAUUCCCCUAAGCAUGUGGGUCAGGAUAGAAAUGGGACACGGAUAAGUGGACACCAUCCGCAGCUGCUUAACCCCAGUACCUUGCCCCAGGCACUGGACCCUUUUUAUAAACCCAACCUCAUCCUAUACCCCGAAGGAGUUCUGAGAGGGUGGGGGGAGGGAAGCGACUGCUGUGAGACCACGUUCAUUGAGGACAUGGCUCCUGCUAACCCUGCUGCUACGAUUACUAAAGAUGGGCUCAUGCUCACUGACAACAAAUUCUUGGAUUUAUCAGUGGAGGAUUCCAAGAUUCAUACACUGUCCUACGAUGUGGAUGAUGAUGAUGAGUUUCAAGAGCUUGAGAGUGAGUACUCAAGUGACUCAGAGAGUGAGGACAACUUCCUGAUGAUGCCUCCACGAGACCACCUGGGCCUCAGUGUCUUCUCAAUGCUGUGCUGCUUUUGGCCCCUAGGCAUCGCCGCCUUUUACCUGUCUCAUGAGACUAACAAAGCAGUAAAUAAAGGGGACUUUCACCAUGCCAGUUCCAGCUCCAGACGUGCUCUCUUUCUAGCUGUGCUGUCCAUCACUAUUGGUACUGGCAUCUACGUUGGUGUAGCAGUGGCUCUUAUUGCAUACCUUUCCAAGAACAACCACUUGUAGCCUUGCCUCACCUCUCAUCUCGCCCCUGACUGUCAAUGCGGAUUUACUAUAGCGGCCACUUAGAGGAUAUUGCACUGAGUAUGAUCUACAUAAGCUGCAUCACUUUUUAUGAAUCACAUGGAAUUACUGAGUGGAUCCUCUUUGUAAACAUUGUGACAUUGUAAAUCAUUGCCGUUCCCUUGUUUUUUUUUCCAUAUUCACUGUUUAUAACAGUGGCAGAGAUGUGUCGAGAUGCUGUUUUUACAAGCGACAACGUCAGUAUGCCUUGAUCAACCACACUAUUUAUUGUGCCACUCUGGGCUUUGGAGCUUUUAAUGUAGUCUUAUUUCUCUCCUGGAUGAUGGUGAAUUAUGAAAAACACAAUCUAUCUGAAGUGCCACAGUGCUUUGAAGCCUUCUUUUAAAGAUCGUCUCUAGGUUACUUAUGUAACCCUAGUUCAAUGAGGGAAUGAGAUGCGUCACGCCGCUUUGGGAACGCCUCUGCGUUGCUUAUACUCUGAAUCAUGUGUGAAAUCCGGCCAACGGCAAGGCAUGACGUCACCGGUGGGGCGACGUCGCAAACUAGGAACGCUAGCUUCUGAAAAAGAGAAGGUAAGUGCCGCAGGGAUGCAGGGAGUGUGGCAUGUAGAUGCAGCAUCUCGUUACCUCAGGAAACUAGGGUUACAUAAGUAACUUAGAGAUGUUUCCCUUUCGGGAACUCGAGCUGUGUCACAAUGCUUUGGGAAUGAGUGUCCAAUCGCACCAUACUGACCAGUCCCUGCCUAGUGUGUCUGAGCACAACCAGAACGAAGGACAGAGGAGCCAGGAGUGGCUCUAAUGUCGAAGUCAUAGAACCUGACAAACAUCAGUCGGGUGGACCAGCCCACAGCAUUGCAUAUGUCCUGGAGUGAUACUCCAGCGGACCAGGCCAUAGAGGCUGCCAUACUCCGAGUAGAGUGAGCCUUGACUCCAAACGGAGCGAGAAGACCAGAGGACUCAUAAGAUGAAGAAAUGGCAUCCACUAUCCACCUACUGAGUAUGUGCUUAUUGGCAGGAAAACCUUCCCUAUAACGGCCAUAGCAGACAAACAGCUAUUCUUCAACUUUCUCCAUGGACUUGUUCUGUGGACAUACGUGUCCAGUGCUCACACUGGACACAGCCGGUUUUGCUUCUCCUGGUCGGGGGAUUGAAAAGGAGGAGAGCAGAAUGCCUGCAGCACAACAGGCCAUGGGGGAGCCGUAGGCACCUUAGGUACAUACCAGGUUUAGUGUAGAGAAACCUCCCAAGGAGAUCCCUCGAGGAGGUACACCAGGUCGAUGAACCAUGGUCUGCCCGGCCAACGAGGUGCCACCAUGAGGAGACAGAUUCCAUCCUGGCGAACUCUCUCCAAAACACCUGGGAGCAGAGCAAUAGGGGGAAAGGCAUACGGGCAUAGCCUCGGCCACAUCUGCACCAUGGCGUCGAGCCCCAACGGGGCUGGGUGAGAGAAAGAACCAGAGGGGACAGUGCAAAGUCUCCUGAGUCGCAAGCAGAUUCACCUGGUCUCUGUAAAAUCUCUGCCAUAUCUGCUCCACCUCCUCGGGGUGGAGCCUCCAUUCCCCGGGCCUUGGCCCUUGCCUCGAAAGGGCAUCUGCUCACCAAUUUAGUUGACCCGGGAUAUAAACUGCUCUCAGUAGGAUUUCCUGGAGCAAAGAAGGAUCUGCCAUGCCAGCCUGUACAGGGGCGAGAACGGAGACCCCAUGGUGGUUAAUAUAUGAGACCACCGAGGUGUUGUCCAUAGGGACCAGCACAUGUCGAUCUUUCAGGACUGGAAGGAAGUGUUUUAGAGCCAAAAACACGGCCAUCAUCUCCAGGCAAUUUAUGUGCCAUGAAAGGUGUAGCUUGUUCCACCGACCUUGGUUGGAGUGGCCACUCAUGACCGCGUCCCACCCCGUGGGGAUCAAAGGGCUCGCUACGAGACCUUAAUAGUACAGAGUGGACUGCCCAUUCAGGAGAACCCUCUGUUUUUAAACCACCACUGGAGGCAUCUCAAAUGAAGGAGGCCAAGUGGGAUCCCAUUGGAUGCUGUCGCCAUGUGACCAAGCAGCCUCUGGAACUGCUUAACGGUGAGUGACUGGCCUUCUCUUACUCUCCUAACUGCUGUGAGGAUAGCUUCGAUCUGGGCAGGAGACAGUUGUGCCUGCAUCACGGUUCAGUCCCACACUACGCCCAAAAAGGUGGUUCUCUGUUCUGGAGAAAGCACACUCUUCCAGUUUAGUCUUAACCCCAGCUUCUUCAUGCAGGUGAGAACAACAUCUCAAUGCCGGACUGCUUGAUGCUCUGAUCAAGCUAAUAUCAACCAGUCGUCGAUAUAGUUUAGAAUGUGGAUGCCCUGUAGCCUUAGCGGGGCGAGAGCUGCAUUUAUCCACUUUGUGAAGGUGCGGGUUGAGAGUGCUAGGCCAAACGGGAGGACCCGGUAUUGGUAAGCUUCGCCCCCGAAAGCAAACCUCAGGAAUCUCCUGUGAGCGGGAAGGAUGGCUAUGUGGAAGUAUGCAUCCCUUAGAUCUAUCGUGACAAACCAGUCCUUGGAUUUGAUCUGAUCUAGAUCUAGGAUUAGACGCAACCCCCCCAUCCAUCUUUGGAAACAACAAAGUAGUGGCUGUAAAAGCCUUACUUUCUGACUAAGGAAGAAACCACCUCGAUGGCCCAUUUCCUUAGGAGAGCGCGCACUUCCUGUUCCAGGACCAGAGCCUGCUCGGGUCCCACCAGGUCAGGUCAGGUCAGCCUGCGAGUCCCAUGACCUCCGGCGCCGCUCCACCUCGGCGAGAGCGGGACCGGGCCAUGAGGGAGAGUGCUCUCCAGGAGCGGAGCGAGCGCAUAGCCGUGCGGCUACAGUGCUAACAAUCAUCUUACUCAAGAGCCGACUGAGCAUGCUCCACUCCCAAGCAAACAACGCAUCUCUCAUGUGUGUCUCCCCCCUGUAUUGAAACGGGGACAAGGAGGGACACAUGUGGAAGUUUUGAAGUUUGCUUUUAGCCAUUGUUUGCACAGAUUUACACAAAAAGCGCUUACCUAAACAAACAGAAGCUAGUGUCGCUCCACUGCUCAUGCAUUUUGUAGCUUCCUGGUUCACGACGUCGCCCUGCCAGUGACAUGAUGCCUUGCCGUUGGUCGGAUUUCACACAUGAUUCAGAGCGUGAGCAACGCAGAGGCGUUCCCAAAGCGUUAUGAUGCAGCUCGAGUUCCUGAAAGGGGAACUACAGUAUUAUAAGGACCACAAGAAGGGGCUUAUUCAACACUCAAGGGUAAGAUGGACACAAAGCCAUAUAGAUGGCCUGCCAAACUCUGAAUGUGGACCUUCUUAGACUAGCAGUAACAUUCUGAUCUGAGAGGGCUGUAAAUAUUUAUAAACCAUUUUGUUUUGCAAGAAGACUCUAAACCAGGCCAUAUGCUUUCAAUUUUUACAUACCAGAUUCUGAAUGUGUGUAAAGAAUUUCACUGUGUUAUGGAGUUUCACCCUGUGGGAGAUUUGGAGCACCUUUAAAAUGUGACCUCUUGCAUAUUAAAUGUAGUAUUUCAUUUAAAAUUAGUGUUAAUUUAUGUAUUCUAUGUGAUUGUGUUUAAUUAUGCCCAGCCUAAUUAAUUCUGGACCUGCACCAUAUGCUCAAGCAAAUGCAUGUAUUCCAGUGUCUUGCCCUAUCCAGUAUUCACCACAAAUGGUUCACAUCUUGCUACCUCCCAACUCUUUGCAUACAUGAGCCUUGUUUUCAAUGGUCAAAACAGAUUUUAUCACACUAUCGGUAUGAUUAUCCAAUGGGCUUAGAAAGUCGUUGAUAUUGUAUUGAUCUUUAAUUAUUUAAAGCAAAAAAAUUAACCUGAAAACUUCUCUUCAUAUGACGGGUCUACAUAACUUCUCUACAUAUAACGGGUAGAUUAAGGUGCAGUGGCGGCUCAGUGUUUAAAUCACUUGGUAACUGUUUAGAAAAUCUCAAGCCCCAGCACCAUACAACUCUCCUGUUGGACUUUUAAGCAACAUUUUUAAUCCACUCUGCUCCGGAGGUGCUGUAUCAUGAAUGACACUUCCUAAAAAGCUUGAAUCUAAAAAGUAAAUCAUUUCCCUGUGUUGUAAAGUAAAUGUGACAAAUAAAGGCAUCUACUUUUUCUGUUUCUCCUUCUUCUUCUUCUAAAAGCAACUUAUGUGCUGAGCAAAAUAUAGCAUAAUUACCAAAUAUAUAUAAUUACAUGUUGAAACUGCUCCACACACUUCCUCUCAGUACAAAAAUGUAGUAUUUAAAUGUCAAUGUCAAUUAAUUUAACAUAUAAAGUUCCUAAAUAAUCCAAUAAAGGCUAUGACAUGUACAUGUAUGUUUUUUGUAAAACAAGUACAUUUUUCUUAUUCUUGUGUUUUUUAGUUGCCAUCAUCAAUUUAAAUUUUAUGUACAGCCAUGCUGCUUAAAUUAUAGACUGAAAGUAAAAUUUCUAUUAUUUAUCAAUGAAUCAGUAUAGAGGCCGUUAUGGAAAACUCAAAGUAAAAAAAUGCCAAAUAAAGGUGUUCCAAAUAAAACCUUUUAUAGAGUAAAGAAUUUAUAGAGUAAAUACAAAUACUUAACUUAUGAACUCUGAAUAUGUGGUAACUCUGUAUUUCAUUCUAGUCCUACCCUGGCCAUCAGUUUUCUCUAAUAAUUUUUAAUUUGUUAGUGAGAAAAUGGGUUAAUUGGGAGAACUGAUUUUAUUGCCAUGCUAUUUAAGCGAAUGAGUUUGAUUAUUUUAUUAUUAUGUGUUUUUUUUUUUUUAUUAAGUCUUAGCUGACUGCAAUAUCAGGAAAUACACAUCAGGAAAAAAGGACUAUAGCUACAUGGACACACAUUUAUGUGGUGACAAAAUAGACACUAUUAGAUGUCAUCUCAGCCUAUAUUACCAGCAUCACAGGUAGGAUGAAUGACCAACCACCUGGACACAGUAUGCAUAUUUCAUAUAAGAGGAAACAGCUUGCUUGCUGCUCACAGCUGAUUUAUGGCCCAUGUUUGCCAGAGCCAAUAAGUGAAAUGAGGAUAGAUGUUUUAUGAAGCUGUUUUUCUGGCAAGGGGAUGAGGACGCUAAGGAGAAAGAUCAGACGAGGCUGAAGUUGUUCUCUAAUUAAGGAAAUUGUCAUUCAACCCAAGCAGGAUGCUCAUCUUAAGAAAAUUAGGAAAGCUUUUAGUGCUCCUCUGAGUGAGUGUGAGAUGUAGACAUACUAGAUUUGGGCUAAUUCAAGCAAAAAUUAAGAACAAAUUCCAUUCUACAUGGUUUAAGGCAUUAAACAUUGUUAAAACAAACCCUGUCAAUACCGGGGCUUGAACCCCCCACCUUCCAAUCAGUAUCCCAGCACCUUAACCACUGAGCUACCACAGAAAAUAAUUUCCCACCACCACCAACUUGAAAUUUCAAAUUGGGGUUGUCUUGUUAAAUACGAUUUCCUUCUUUGUUUUUUGCAGUGACAUCAAAUCAACAUUACCAUGCUCUUUGUGUACCUAAGUAAAACCUGCUAAUUUUCUCAUUUUAAAUAAAUGUA